GUCAGCGCCGCCCCCCUCCCUGGGUCUGCAGCAGCUCCGGCCGCCUCGUCGCGCCCCCCCAGCCCCCUCCCCCCGCCCCCGCCGCCCCCCGGGCCGGUGCAGCCGCAGGCGGGGUCCCCCUCCCCCUCCCCCCUCUCCCCCCAGGUCUCGCGCGCCCCGAACCGGCCCCCCCUUUUCCCCUCCCCCUCCGCGCCGCCGCUGCCGCGAUGCCCCCCCCUGCGUCCGGGGCCCGGCUCCGGCUUCUCGCCGCCGCCGCCCUAGCUGGCCUGGCCGUCAUCAGCCGAGGGCUGCUGUCCCAGAGCCUGGAGUUCAACUCUCCUGCUGACAACUACACAGUGUGUGAAGGUGACAAUGCCACCCUCAGCUGCUUCAUCGACGAGCAUGUGACCCGUGUGGCCUGGCUGAACCGCUCCAACAUCCUGUACGCGGGCAACGACCGCUGGACCAGUGACCCGCGGGUGCGGCUGCUCAUCAACACCCCGGAGGAGUUCUCCAUCCUCAUCACUGAGGUGGGGCUUGGCGACGAGGGCCUCUACACCUGUUCCUUCCAGACCCGCCACCAACCGUACACCACUCAGGUCUACCUCAUCGUCCACGUACCUGCCCGCAUCGUGAACAUCUCCUCACCUGUGACAGUGAACGAGGGAGGCAAUGUGAACCUGCUUUGCCUGGCUGUGGGGCGACCUGAGCCCACGGUCACCUGGAGGCAGCUCCGAGACGGCUUCACCUCGGAGGGCGAGAUCCUUGAGAUUUCCGACAUCCAGCGGGGCCAGGCCGGGGAAUAUGAGUGUGUGACUCACAACGGAGUUAACUCAGCGCCUGACAGCCGCCGCGUGCUGGUCACAGUCAACUAUCCUCCGACCAUCACGGACGUGACCAGCGCCCGCACUGCCCUGGGCCGGGCCGCCCUCCUGCGCUGCGAAGCCAUGGCAGUGCCUCCGGCGGAUUUCCAGUGGUACAAGGAUGACAGACUGCUGAGCGGCGGCGCGGCCGAGGGCCUGAAGGUGCAGACGGAGCGCACCCGCUCGAUGCUUCUGUUCGCCAACGUGAGCGCCCGGCAUUACGGCAACUACACAUGUCGCGCGGCCAACCGGCUCGGAGCGUCCAGCGCCUCCAUGCGCCUCCUGCGCCCAGGAUCCCUGGAAAACUCAGCCCCAAGGCCCCCGGGACCCCUGACCCUCCUCUCCGCCCUGGGCUGGCUGUGGUGGAAAAUGUAGGUGCAACCCAGUGGAGCUUGCUGUCCCCACAGGGGGCCUCGGGCCGAGAGCAAGAGGACCGGGAAGCAAGAGCCAUGGGUCUCAAGGGGGCGGAAGAGCUCUUGGCCACCCACCAAGGAUGAGGAGGAGAAAGAAGAAAGAUCUUUAGAGAACCCAUCACUGUGAGGGAUAACGCAAAAUUAUGCAUCUUUCUACAGCCAUUUUCGCCACUCGUUCACGUUUCCAGUUGUGACCCACCCCCGCCACCCCAUACCCCUCUCUUAGCUCAGGCUGUCAACUGGCUCGUGUGUGGAUGUGUUUGUGAGAGUGUGUGUAUGCGCGUGCACGCGCCUGCAUGUUUGUGUGUGGGGGAGGAAUUGGUAGGUGGGCUGGGGGAGGGGAACUCAGCUAUCCUCUCCCCCAACACUCCCAUGUACACCCUCCCCACCCCAGCUGCCUCUCCCCUGUGGCUGGAGGUAGGUAUGGGGGCUCCACCCCAGAAGCUGUGAAGAGGCCCCUUGCUUUCCCAGCAUAUGCACACACACUUCUCCCCCCCAGAAGGGCAUCUUCUAGGCAGGUUGGGAGUGGGGAAGGGUGUAACACUCACCUGCCAAGCUAUCAUUCAGCCUUUGUGAAUUGGAAGGGGAUCACCAACUGGGCUCUGGGCCUCCCUGCUGUCACCUACCAGCUGCCUGUAGCCAGAGGCCCCAUCGCUGGCUCAGUGGCCUGAGACCUUCCCACUCUCCCUCUUCCUCCCCACCCUGAACUUUCUGGCCCUCUCCAGGGGCCAAUCGGUGCUUCCAUCCAACUGUCAGGCUGGUGGCAAUAGUCACCUGUCUCAGUGCUUUGCCCUACCACCGCUGACACUCCUCUGAGCCACCUGUGACAUCAGCCAGCUGCCCUCCUGGCCCACAAGUGUGGGCUUGCUGGUCCACCACUCCCUAGCUGCUCUGCCAGCUGUACCUCCCAAAGGCUGCCUGACCACCCUCACGCUCAGACACACACACACACACACACACACACACACACACACACACACACACACCAGCGACCAUGACCAGCAAUAGUUCCCUGGCUCCAGCUGUCCUGUAGCUGGUGACUAGCUGUAGCUCCCCCAAGGAUGGGCUGUUGUCAGGAAGGGUGCUGAGAGGCUGCAUCCUCAGCUGAUUGUAGGAAUGCUCCACCCUGGUACACGACACAAAAGUGGGGAUGCAGAAGCAUCACACGGACAUCCUCAGCCCAGGCAAAGAUGUCAUGUCACCAGCUCCAACUCCCAGGAGACCCUCUCUAUUAACACCCACUCCAAAUUACACCACCCAGAGCUUGGUGGAGAAGAGGGCAGAGGGCAAGGGGCAGUGACUGUACCUCAGACAGGGGCAUGGGCCCCAUCCCACAUUGUCUUCCAUUCCCAGGGUCCAGGGGACAGGGUGGGGUCAGGGAGGGAUGCCAGGGAGGGGGGUGGGGGGCCCUGCGGGCCAUGUGUUCCAAUUCAUGGGGAGUGUUGAGACCACCACACCAAUAAACGCCUUUUUCCAAAGUCUCUGCCUGCAGCUGUCAGUGUCUUUAAAGAUUUGGGUAACCAGAGGGCAAAGGGUCAUUUGUGGGGAUCAUUCCUACCCCCGGCUUUCACUGGUAGAUUUGGAAUUGACUUGUUUCAGAGGUGGUCCCCAUUUGGCUCAAGCCACCUGGCAUAGCUCAUGUUCCACCAUGAUCCGUUCAGAGACGGGCAUGUGACCCAGCCAGGGUUAAUGGGACAGUGCAUGGAUUCACAAGAAGAAAUAACUCUUCCAAAGAUGUGAGGUCUAGAUCUGCAGGGUUGCUCUUUUCCAUCUCACAAAAAGAUCUUAGGUGGUGGAGAAGACCACAUGUGGAGCCUGAGGAUGACAGAAAUACUAUAUAAUGCAGAGUGAAAGGUCUAGAGCAGUGGUUC
Nycticebus coucang (slow loris) is the source of this 3126-nucleotide messenger RNA. RefSeq names its product IgLON family member 5 (gene IGLON5). The transcript is spliced from 9 exons. The record is from RefSeq and is a predicted model, not a curated record. Lineage: Eukaryota; Metazoa; Chordata; Mammalia; Primates; Lorisidae. Gene Ontology annotation, cellular component: neuron projection. The coding region runs from base 207 to 1217 and encodes 336 amino acids.